UGGGCUCGAAGGCGCGCCCUUCCGUCGACAUCUUGGCUCAAGCGGUCCAACGAGCGUCAGCGGAAACAUCCGGGGAAUCGCGCGCACCUCGGCGGCCAUUGCGGCUCUGCGUCCGGCAGCUUCAUAACCUUGAGAAGGCGGAGCGUCAGCGCGCUGGAUUGGAGUAGCAGCGGAGCAGGAGGAUAGGCGCCGAGGCAACGGAGAGCUGCAGAAAACCGUUACACGGCAGCGCUGCUUUACCUCACCGCUGUAACGGGAGAUCAGGGCGUGUACCGGCGCGUCUAACGGACAAUGAUGAGCGCGGUCCGACGGGACCAGGAGCGGCGGCGGCGUUGAGCGCGUUUUUUAUGUUUGAGGAGGAUCGGCGGGAUCUCGAGCGUUCAGUUUUUUCUCCGUUGACAUUUAUUAUUUGAAGCGGUAGAUUCCCGGAGCGUUGCGACCUGAAUCCCGGAGCGUUGAUUUUCCCUGACAUCAUCAUCAUCCUCGUCGCUCGGUGUGAACGGACAUCUUCGGCGGUCGUCGACGGGAAUCCGGGGCAUUUACAGGAUCCCGGUGUCGCCGCUCGGAUUUUGACGUUCGCGGCGCGUUUCUGAGGGACAGCAGAUCUUUUCCCGCGGAUCUGUCGGCGGGAGUAACGGUAACGUUAUGGCUGACGACGACGUGCUGUUCGAGGAUGUGUACGAGCUCUGCGAGGUGAUCGGGAAGGGUCCAUUCAGUGUGGUGCGAAGAUGCAUCAACAGAGACACUGGACAGCAGUUCGCUGUGAAGAUUGUAGAUGUGGCCAGUUUCACCUCCAGCCCUGGACUCAGUACAGAGGAUCUGAAGCGGGAGGCGAGUAUCUGUCACAUGCUCAAACAUCCUCACAUCGUGGAGCUGCUGGAGACCUACAGCUCUGACGGCAUGCUCUACAUGGUCUUUGAGUUUAUGGAUGGAGCUGAUCUGUGCUUCGAGAUCGUGAAGAGGGCUGAUGCUGGCUUCGUCUACAGCGAGGCGGUGGCCAGUCACUACAUGCGGCAGAUACUUGAAGCCCUGCGCUACUGCCACGAUAACAACGUCAUACACAGAGACGUCAAGCCUCACUGUGUCCUGCUGGCCUCUAAGGAGAACUCGGCUCCUGUUAAACUGGGCGGCUUCGGCGUGGCCAUUCAGCUGGGCGAGUCAGGGCUGGUGGCUGGAGGUCGGGUAGGGACCCCUCACUUCAUGGCUCCUGAAGUGGUCAAGCGAGAGCCGUACGGGAAGCCGGUGGAUGUUUGGGGUUGCGGGGUCAUUCUCUUCAUCCUGUUGAGCGGCUGUUUGCCUUUUUACGGCACCAAGGAGCGUCUGUUUGAAGCCAUCGUGAAAGGAAAGUACAAGAUGAACCCGCGGCAGUGGAGUCAGAUCUCUGAGAGCGCUAAAGACCUGGUGCGACGCAUGCUGAUGCUGGACCCAGCCGAGAGGAUCACCGUCUACGAGGCGCUCAACCACCCCUGGCUCAAGGAGAGAGAUCGCUACUCGUACAAGAUCCACCUGCCCGAGACGGUGGAGCAGCUGAGGAAGUUCAACGCUCGGAGGAAACUGAAGGGUGCCGUCCUCGCUGCCGUCUCAAGUCACAAGUUCAACUCGUUCUACGGAGACCCUCCUGAAGACCUCCACGAUUUCUCAGAGGACCCCACGUCUUCAGGUACGUCCCCCGUACCUCGUGGAGCUCCGUCCAGUCAUCUCUGGAUCUCUGCUGGUUUAUCAGUCACUCUAACUGAACUGUGUGUGUUUCAGCUCUACGAUAAGAUUAACACGCGCUCGUCGCCCCAGAUCAGGAAUCCGGCCAGCGACGCCGUCCAGAGAGCCAAAGAGGUGUUGGAGAUGCUCUCCUGUUAUCCUGAGAACAUGGAGGCAAAAGAGCUGAAGAGAAUCCUGACUCAGCCUCAUUUCAUGGCGCUGCUGCAGACUCAUGAUGUUGUGGCUCAUGAGGUUUACAGCGACGAGGCGCUCCGAGUGACACCUCCGCCCACAUCCCCUUACCUAAAUGGAGACUCGCCCGAGAGCAUCAACGGAGACAUGGACCUGGAGAACGUCACGCGUGUGCGCCUGGUGCAGUUCCAGAAGAACACGGACGAGCCCAUGGGCAUCACGCUGAAGAUGAACGACCUGAACCACUGCAUCGUGGCUAGAAUCAUGCACGGCGGGAUGAUCCACAGACAGGGGACGCUGCAUGUUGGAGACGAGAUUCGUGAAAUCAACGGCAUCAGUGUCGCCAAUCAGACGGUGGAGCAGCUGCAGAAGAUGCUGCGGGAGAUGCGAGGCAGCAUCACCUUCAAAAUUGUGCCCAGUUACCGCAGUCAGUCUCUGUCCUGUGAUAAAGAGUCCCCUGAUCUGCCCAGACAGUCUCCUGCGAACGGCCACUCCAGCAUCACCAGCUCCAUCUUAGAUCUGCCAUCAACUAUCCAGCCCAAAGGAAGACAGAUUUACGUUCGAGCGCAGUUCGAGUACGAUCCGGCUAAAGAUGACCUGAUUCCCUGUAAAGAGGCCGGCAUUCGUUUCCGGGUGGGUGACAUCAUCCAGAUCAUCAGUAAGGACGAUCAUAACUGGUGGCAGGGCAAACUGGAGAACACCAAGAACGGCACGGCGGGCCUCAUUCCCUCGCCGGAGCUGCAGGAGUGGCGUGUGGCGUGUAUAGCGAUGGAGAAGACCAAGCAGGAGCAGCAGGCCAGCUGUACAUGGUUCGGCAAGAAGAAGAAACAAUACAAAGACAAAUACUUAGCCAAACACAACGCAGUCUUCGACCAACUAGAUCUGGUGACGUAUGAAGAGGUGGUGAAGCUGCCGGCGUUCAAGAGGAAAACGCUGGUGCUGCUGGGAGCUCACGGCGUCGGCCGGAGACACAUCAAGAACACUCUCAUCACAAAACAUCCCGACAGAUUCGCGUACCCCAUCCCACACACCACCAGACCUCCGAAGAAGGAUGAAGAGAACGGCAAGAACUACUUCUUCGUGUCACAUGACCAGAUGAUGCAGGACAUCUCCAACAAUGAUUACCUGGAGUACGGCAGCCACGAGGACGCCAUGUACGGCACGCGCCUCGAGACCAUCCGCCAGAUCCACGAGCAGGACAUGGUGGCCAUCCUGGACGUGGAGCCGCAGGCGCUGAAGGUUUUGCGGACGGCUGAGUUUGCACCGUAUGUCAUCUUCAUCGCAGCACCGACUAUCACUCCGGCGAUGAACGAGGACGAGUCUCUCCAGCGGCUGCAGAAGGAGUCGGAGGCGCUGCAGCACUCAUACGCGCAUUACUUCGACCAGACGAUCAUCAAUAACGAGAUCGACGACACCAUCCGCCUGCUGGAGGAGGCCAUCGACCUGGUGUCCAGCACUGCGCAGUGGGUGCCGGUGUCCUGGGUCUACUAGCCACACACACACACACACACACACACUGACGGACUCUACAUCCAGUGUGUAGCGUUGUAUAUAUCUAUACAUAUAUAAAUAUCUAUAAAUAUGAAUAUAUAAGUCAUAGAUAUGGUCCUGUACUAUUAACAAAGGGGUUGAUGACAUUUUAUACGGUUUUCUUUUUAAACGUACGAGACGGCGUCUCAGAGCAAUGAUGAGCACAGUCAGCGGUGGGGGAGGAGCCAACACCCCAUUAGCCCCCACCCCGUGGGCGUGGCUACGUGACUCCGCCCACUGGCCUGCAGUAUAUAAGCACAGCUGACCCUCUCUCUCUCUCACACACGAGCACUGAUUGCACGGACGGACGUUGCAUCCACCCCUGUUUACAGAUGUAGGUUUGCACAAAGGGCAGCAGAGCCCAGCGCUCUUCCUCGGGCUGCUCCUCCUCUUCUAGAUGUGUGUGUCGAGAUCACCUCCGAGCGGACGCUUCCCUCAUGCCUCGUGUAGUGACGUGUUUGUAAAUUGUCCUGGGUUUGAUUUCUCGUGCGGAACGAGGAGGAAAGUAUCCAUUCCUAGAUCGAUCAUUUCAGAACAUGUGCUGUCUUAAGAGUAUUAUUGUUUUACUCCGAGAAAACCGAGAGGAUGUAAUUGUGUGUAAAUGUUUCAAUGGUGUGUACAUUUGCGGUUGAAAUGAAGUAGUGUGUGCAUAAACCACUGAACAGACUGUGAACUCUUCAUUUCAUAUGGCCCUGUGUAAAUCCUCUGCAAAUGAUGAAACUGCUCUUCUGUUUGUUUGUUCGUUUUUUUUUAAUCUAUUUCCUUUCAUGUGUUGAAAAAGUAAAUUGCUUUUGAAAUCAGA
Molecule: messenger RNA, 4219 nt
Organism: Cyprinus carpio (common carp)
Lineage: Eukaryota; Metazoa; Chordata; Actinopteri; Cypriniformes; Cyprinidae
Product: peripheral plasma membrane protein CASK-like
Exons: 25
Coding region: 646-3378 (910 amino acids)
Biological process (GO): protein phosphorylation; regulation of neurotransmitter secretion
Cellular component (GO): plasma membrane; cell-cell junction; basolateral plasma membrane
Molecular function (GO): protein kinase activity; signaling receptor binding; ATP binding
Source: RefSeq, a predicted model, not a curated record